UUACGAAAAUGAACUCACUAUAUUUCCUGUUUGUUUUAGAACAACCAAUAUGCAGCCCGGGUUGAGUUACAGCUUCCUAAUCAUAGUUUUCCUCAGCCCCCUGCUUGGAUCUAAGUCCUGCCAGAACUGUAAAGGGGAGAAAUGUGAUGCACGAGGAAUAUGCACUGAAGGAUGUAAGACAGGCUACACAGACAAGUACUGUCAGCAUCACUGUCAGGAGACGUGUGUCAACUCGACAUGUCAGGUGGACCCCAACUCAGGGAAGACCGUCUGUAGUGACGGCUGUGAGGAUGGCUACUGUGGACCUCGAUGUAAAAUACCUUGUCCUGAUGGAUGUCUGGCGUGUGACUGGCAUCACUGUGAGAACUGUACUCUGUGCAGGGCUGAUUUGUACGGUAGUAAGUGUGAACAUUCCUGCUUGCAGAAAUGUCAGGGCUUUGCCUGCAGUGUUGAAGGAACCUGUUUAGAAGGGUGUAUAGCAGGUCGUUAUGGCGCCCACUGCAAUAUGUCAUGUCUGUCCCCUUUCAGUCAUGUCACAGGUUUACUGGUCAAUGUCAGCAAUGUAAACUCGGACAUUUCGGCGACAAAUGUAAACAUCUGUGCCCCUCGUGUCUGACAGCAGAGGAAGAAACGUUGUACACGUGCAGGUCGGGAUGAAUGG
This is a messenger RNA of Haliotis rubra (blacklip abalone), 661 nucleotides long. Its product is annotated as multiple epidermal growth factor-like domains protein 10. Lineage: Eukaryota; Metazoa; Mollusca; Gastropoda; Lepetellida; Haliotidae. Bases 50 to 616 code for a protein of 188 amino acids. The transcript has 2 exons. The record is from RefSeq and is a predicted model, not a curated record.